This is a messenger RNA of Amborella trichopoda, 3892 nucleotides long. RefSeq names its product DNA-binding bromodomain-containing protein. The record is from RefSeq and is a predicted model, not a curated record. Gene Ontology annotation, molecular function: protein binding. Lineage: Eukaryota; Viridiplantae; Streptophyta; Magnoliopsida; Amborellales; Amborellaceae.
GGGAGAAAAAGGAAGCACGAUAACCCACGCAAGGAAGGGAAAGGAAAGGAAAGGCGAGAGGCUGGGUGGUGGGGAGGUAGAGAGAGAGAAAGUGAAGGUAGUGAGAGAGAAAGACGAACCAAACAAAAAUCUGGAAGCUGCUGAGGAGAGAGAGAGAGAAGAGAGAGAAAGGCAUAGAGAGAGAGAGAGAGGGGGAUGGGUAAGGUAGCGGGAGCUGAAUCCAGGAAGAAGAAGAAGGAAGGGCGACCAUCUCUCGUUGUUUUGCAGCGGUGCCGCCACCCCCCACCUCCUCCGCCCCCCACUUACUCUCUGCGCAACCGCAAUCGGCCGCGGACGCGCCGCUCCUACCAUGACCUGUUCCAGGACGAGGAAGAUGAUGAUGAUGAUGAUGAGGAAGAGUGUAAGAGAGAGAAGAAGCUGAAGCUUGUGCUGAGACUGCCGAGGUCUUAUGAUCACAACAAUAGAAGUCAAAGCCCCUCCGCUUCUUCGGCUUCUUCGCAGCGAGUCGAUGAGGCCGCUCUCACAUCCGGCCCUGAUUCGGGGGUUUCUUCGUCGGAUGAGUUUGGGUGCAGAGAUAAGGAGAGUCUUAGGAAGAGGAGGAAGCUUCACGAUGGAGAGAAUGGGUUCCCUUUGCUUCAUGAUGAUGGAUCUCUUGAUCCCAAGGAAGAGAAGAAUCAGGACACCCCAGAUGCUGAUCCAGGCCCACCAUCUGACUCCUCAUCCGCGACACCUUUACCAGACACAAAAUUGUUGGAGGGUAUUCUUGAUAAGCUUCAAAAGAAAGACACUUAUAGUGUAUUUGCUGAACCUGUGGAUCCCGAAGAGCUUCCAGAUUAUCAUGAUGUAAUACAACAUCCAAUGGACUUUGGUACAAUAAGGAAGAAGCUUGCUGCUGGAGAUUACUCUAUAUUAGAACAACUUGAGGGAGAUGUAAUCUUAAUCUGCACAAAUGCAAUGCAAUACAAUGCACCUGAUACCAUAUACUUCAAACAGGCACACUCUAUAAAGGAGCUUGCAAGGAAAAAGUUUCAUGAACUGAAGGUUGACCAUGAAGGUGCUAAAAUCGAAUUGAAGGCUGCUCAGGAAGUGAAAGACGACUCCUCAAUUAGGAAACCAUUAAAGAAGUCUUUGAGCAGGUCAACAUUGGAACAUGCUGGCUCUGAUUUUUCUUCCGGUGCUACACUUGCCACGGCGGGGGACAUCUCCAAUUUGUCCAACAUUCUGCAACCUCCUGCUUCUGAGCAGGCUGGAAAUGGAUCUUGCUUUGGAGAUGGCAAUUCCACCUUGGCUGAUAGUUUUAGAAUAGACAAGACAGAGGAACUCUCAGUGAGGGGAUUGGCUUCAAGAUUUGGAAGGAGGCCUACAGUGUUUGAUGAAAAUCGUCGUGGAGCUUACAAGUUAUCUAAUCAACAACCCGAGGGGCCAUCCGAAUUAGCCUUUACACUAUUUCAGGGAGAUAUGAAGCAGCUUAUGCUAGUUGGGCUUCAGGCGGAGCAUGGAUAUGCAAGGAGCUUGGCUCGAUUUGCUGCAAAUCUUGGGCCUACUGCUUGGAAAAUUGCAUCACGAAGAAUUGAAGAAGCAUUACCUACAGGCUUGAAGUUCGGGCCGGGCUGGGUUGGAGAGGAUGAAGUGCCUGUCAGGCCUUUAUUGCCUUCACAAAGCCAGACCCAAACUCCCCAAGCAAACCCUUCUUCUGGCUUUCAUACAUUGUCCUCACAAAACCAGACCCAGACCACCCAAUCGAAGCCUGUUUCUGUCUUUCGCAUAUCGUCCUCUCAAAACCAAAUCCAAAACACCCAACCGAAGACUGAUUCUGUCUCUCAUACAUUGACCUCACAAAGCCAGAACCAAACCACCCAAUCAAAGCCUUCUUUGGGUUUGCUCUCACAAGGCCAGACCCAAAGCACCCAAGCUAACCGUUCCUUUGGGUUGGCAUCCCAAAGCCAGACCCAAACAAUGCUUUCUUCUGGCAUGAUUUCACACAGCCAGCCACAAACUACCCAAACAAAGCCUUCUGGUUCUGUUGUAUUGCCUUCCCAAACUCACCAAAUAUCCCAAACAAAACCUUCUUCUGGCUUGCGAAUAUCGCCUUCACAAAGCCAUAUCCAAAACAUCCAAACAAAGCCUAUAUCUGCCAUGCCCAUGCAAUCUGUUGCUUCUGUAGAAAAGGAUGUAAGUGAGAUUCGACAGAGGUUGCACCCUAUGCAAGUGCUGUCUUGGGGUGGGCAUGGUGCUUCUGUGAGGGAGGGCUCAUUGAGAGUGCCAAAUUCUUUUGAACCCCAAAAGUCAUCUGAAAAUUCAGUUGCUGUCACCAAGUCUAUUGCAGGUGCUGCUAGUCAGAAUCAGCAGCAGCAGCAGCAGCAGAACUUUUUGUCCAUGAAUUCUAUGAUGCAUGGAGGUAAUGAAUAUGGUCGUUCCCAACUUGGUAGCAACAAUCUGGGCUCUACUUUGCCUUCUAAUGUUCUUAAGCAAGGAGAGGGUGCCUGCUCUUCCCCUUCUGCUGAUGGUUCUUCCUUGCGUAAGACAAAUGCAGAAGCGGCUUCUUCACAAUUGAUUGAAAUGGUGCCAAGGAGCUGCAGCCUUCUAAAUCUCACACAACAGACUGAACCAUCAGUUUCCUUAGCAAGUGGGUCGGGAAGGACAAUGGAGAGAGUUGAUUAUAAGAACACAAUGUGUAGUUCUGAUAGCAUAAGAACAACAAGCUCUUCUUUAGCUGACUAUUCACGUAAUCCACAAACCGGAGCUGCUAAUACCUUCAUCCACGGAAAUCAUGAGAUGGGUUUACAGGAAAAAGUGAGUCUUAUGAAGGUUUUAUCUGAAAAGAUGACAAAUCAACCAAUCCAUUCAAACAUUAUGCUCAAUAAUUCACAAGUUGGGGCAAAAGGACCUCCAUUAAGAAGAGAUGAUUCAGGGGUAACUGCAGCUGCUCUUGCCUGGAUGUCCAUUAGAGGUUCGGAGCUUCCUCUAAUGGAGAAAGCAACGCCAUCCAAGAUUCAGAGUGUCGCGUCUUCUCUCUACAAUCCAGGAAGAGAGUCCUCUAAUGCUGAAGUUAAUAUUCGUUCAACAGAGAAGAAUAUAUCGGCCUCUCAAUUGCUUUGGAGAUCUGGUAGAGAAGAACCCAAUUUGCAAUACCAGGCCAUGGCUUCUGCUCAUCAAGGCCAGGCUGCUGAUUUGUUCAGGUUUCAGGUUCAAUCUCCAUGGAGAGGCCUUUCACCUCAAACGCAGCAAAAGCAGAAGAGAGACACGCUUCCUCCUGACUUGAAUCUAGUGUUUCAGCUACCUUCCUCUCCUGUUCAGCAGUCUUCAGGUGUGUUGGUCGAUUCUCAACAGCCUGAUUUGGCACUGCAACUCUAGAUUUGGGAGAUACAGAAUGUUGGAUUUGAUACUUAGAAAGCAAAAUGGAAGUUGGGGGAAAAUCGUGCCAUAUGUGCAGUUGGAAGUAGUUGCUUAUGAUGGCCCUUUGUAUUUGGCAUAUUUUGUUAAUCUAUAGGGGCCAAUGUGCCUGAAGAUCUUGGCGGAAGUCUUUCCAUGGCCUGAAUUUUGAUUGCAACUGAGGCAAAGUUGAUUGUGGUAUAAUCUCUUGUACAUGUUGGGGAACUGUGUCAAUUCUUCUGGGAGAGGGAAGCCGGUUGGGGUUCUUCAUGAAAAGUGGGGUCCAAUACUUGGAAACCAUGGACCCUGUGUGAGGUUACACUCCAUUGUUUGAUCAGGAGGGUUUUGUACAGGAGUAGUACGGUUUACUUAAAGACUGUCUAAAUUAUGGAGGGCAUAAAGCCAGAAGCGGGAUUAGUUGCCAAAGAGGAACUAGUGGCCUUGUAUCGCAGUAUCAUCACUAUUGGCAAUGUAGUAUUUAGAAGAGAUGAUAAAAUGGCCUUAGAUUUUUGAAAAUUGA